Molecule: messenger RNA, 1296 nt
Organism: Dracunculus medinensis (Guinea worm)
Lineage: Eukaryota; Metazoa; Nematoda; Chromadorea; Rhabditida; Dracunculidae
Source: the annotation of a GenBank genome assembly
AUGGCGGAAUUCGAUUUAACUGAAAAGAUGUCCCAGUUUUUGGAUCUUCAUCUAGUUAUCCCAUUACUAGAAUUUAUUGAGCCGCGAAAUAUUUAUGAUCGAAAAUCUUUGAUAGAAUUUCAUCGAAAAGUAUUGUUGAAAACCAAUAUGAUUGAUAGUAUUAUAGAAACUUAUCCAUCUGGUAAAGUUCCGAAAGAAUUAGAAUUGAAGAAAGCUGAAAUUCUUAGUCAGAGAGAAAAAUUGAAAACGAAAGUCGAUCCAGUCGUUGAAAUUUUGGAAUCAGAGCCUGUUAAAGCAAUGAUGGAUGCAAGAGAUGGAAAUAGCCGUUUACUUGAUUAUGUUACGACCAAUCAUGGUUUUACUGAAGAAAUGCUCGAUUCAUUAUUUCGUUAUGCCAAAUUUCAAUAUGAAUGUGGCAAUUAUUCAGCUGCUUCUCUUUGCCUUUAUUAUUAUCGCAAUCUCGUUCCACAACAAAAUCCCAAUUAUUUAAAUGUUUUGUAUGGGAAGCUAGCAUCCGAAAUUCUUUUGCAGGAGUGGACACAUGCAAAAGAUGAUUUGGCUCGACUUCGCGCAUACAUUGAUUUCAAUCCAUUUGAUACGGAAAUAGAAUCAGUUCAACAACGAGCUUGGUUAAUGCAUUGGGCUUUAUUUGUUUAUUUCAAUUAUCCUAAAGGAAGGGAUGAAAUCGUUGAAAUGUGUUUAAAUCAGCAGUCGUAUUUAAAUACUAUUCAGAUUGCUUGUCCUCAUCUUCUUCGCUAUUUGGCAGUAGCAGUUGUCACUAGUAAAGCGAAACAGAAAAAUAGUUUAAAAGAUUUAAUCAGAGUUAUUGAUAUUGAACAUCACAACUAUGAAGAUCCAGUUACAGAUUUCCUAACUUGUCUUUAUAUAAAGUUUGAUUUCGAUGAAGCACAAAAAAAGCUUCGCCAAUGUGAGGAUGUAUUAUCAAAUGAUUUCUUUUUGACUGCUUGUCUCGAUGAUUUUCGAGAAAGUGCUCGUCUUCUUAUUUUUGAAAUGUUUUGCCGUAUUCAUGAAUGUAUCUCGAUACAAAUGCUUGCUGAACGUCUUAAUAUGAAACAAGUCGAGGCUGAGCGUUGGAUUGUUGACCUUAUUCGAAAUUACCGUAUAGAAGGAGCUAAAAUUGAUUCAAAAUUAGGGCAGGUAGUAAUGGGUGCAAAAUCGACGUCGGUUCAUGAACAAGUUAUGGAAGCUACGAAAAGGUUAACAUUCAGAUCACAACAGAUGGCACUUCAAUUAGAGAAGCUGAAACUUGAUCGCAAAGUUAGAGUUCUGCAUUAA